AUGCGCAUUAAGCACUUCGUCAUGGCUGAAACAGGGUGGCCAGAGUGUGCAAACACUUUGAAAGGUGUCAUUUUAGAUUUAUGCGGAGUCCUGUAUGACAGUGGGGAGGGCGACGGGGUUGCCAUUCCAGGAUCGAUCGAGGCUGUGAAAAAGCUCAAGGAAUCUGACCUGAAGCUGCGGUUCUGCACUAAUGAGACACAGGCAGCCAGAGAGAAGUUUGUGGCUAAACUUCAAAGACUGGGCUUUGACAUUUCUGUGAACGAAGUCUUUCCUCCUGCUCCUGCAGCCGUAGGCGUCCUCAGAGAGAGGGGCCUACGGCCUCACCUGCUGGUGCACGACGGACUUCUCUCGGAGUUCGACGCCGUGGACAAAACCAACCCAAACUGUGUGAUUAUCGGAGAUGCCGCCGAAAAGUUUUCCUACCAGAACUUAAAUGAAGCAUUUAGGGUCCUCAUAAGCCAGGAGAAGCCAGUGUUGCUCUCAUUGGGGCAAGGGAGAUACUACAAGGAAACAGAUGGUUUGAAGUUAGAUGUCGGUGUCUACAUGAAAGCUCUGGAGUACGCUUGCGAUGUAAAGGCUGAAGUUAUUGGAAAGCCAUCCCCUACGUUCUUCCAGAGUGUUCUCAACGACAUGGGAGUUCAACCACAUGAGGCACUGAUGAUCGGAGAUGACCUUGUAAAUGACGUUGGAGGGGCCCAACAUUGUGGAAUGAAAGGUGUGCAAGUCAGGACUGGCAAAUACAGGUUAGCAAUUCAGCGAAUCCACAACACAAACUCCUCAAACUCCAUAUUAGGACAAAUAUGGGUCAAAUUCAUCAUGAACCAUUAA
This is a messenger RNA of Menidia menidia (Atlantic silverside), 828 nucleotides long. NCBI's taxonomy places the organism in Eukaryota, Metazoa, Chordata, Actinopteri, Atheriniformes, Atherinopsidae. The record is from the annotation of a GenBank genome assembly.